GACCACGAAGAAACCGGCGAACUUCAUCUGCUUUGAUCCUACACAGCUGCCGUAGCCGUCAUGGCGGUCCUGGAGGGAGCUGUGUUUGCUAUUUUACUUACAUGUUUGUUAUUUAUUAUCCGGUUAUAUAUUGUCGUGAAGACUGGACCAAACUAUAAACCUGGAACCAAAGGUCCGGUCGCUGUUCUCGUCGUUGCAGGAUCAGGUGGUCACACCACAGAGAUCCUGCGGCUGAUGGAGAGCCUGUCGGCAGCAUACAGCCCUCGACACUAUGUCAUCGCUGACACGGACACGAUGAGUGAGGAGAAGAUCUGCACCUUUGAAAGCUCCAAACAACGCUUAGACUCUGAGUCGCAGUUCACCAUCUGUCGCAUCCCACGGAGCCGGGAGGUCCACCAGUCCUGGGGUUCCUCUGUUCUCAGCACCCUAGACGCCCUGCGGUACUCCCUUCCUCUGGUGUUUAGACUCAGACCCGACAUGGUGUUGUGCAACGGCCCAGGGACCUGCGUUCCUCUGUGUGUGGCAGGACUCCUGCUUGGAAUUCUGGGAAUGAAGAAAGUCCUGCUUGUUUACGUUGAAAGCAUCUGCCGGGUGCAGACACUGUCACUCACAGGAAAGAUCCUGUACCCAAUAUCGGACUAUUUCUUUGUGCAAUGGUCGUCUCUGAGAGACAAGUACCCCAAAUCUAUUUUCCUUGGAAGAAUAGUGUGAAGACAUCGGUUACGCGUAUAAACAUGUUGUAAUGCUCAUGAAUAAAUGCUCUAUUUUUAUUUUUU
Messenger RNA from Sander lucioperca (pikeperch), 776 nucleotides. It is a transcript of the gene alg14, whose product is annotated as ALG14 UDP-N-acetylglucosaminyltransferase subunit. The record is from RefSeq and is a predicted model, not a curated record. The transcript has 4 exons. Gene Ontology annotation, biological process: dolichol-linked oligosaccharide biosynthetic process. Lineage: Eukaryota; Metazoa; Chordata; Actinopteri; Perciformes; Percidae. Gene Ontology annotation, cellular component: UDP-N-acetylglucosamine transferase complex. Bases 61 to 711 code for a protein of 216 amino acids.